AUGGCUACUAGAAAGAAAAGAUCGCGCCAAAGCGACAAGUCUAAGACCUUGUUUAGAGAAGAAGAGUCAGGUAGCAGUCAUGAUCCGUUCUCGGACGUUGAAGGUGAAUUUGACUCCGACAAAAAUUUUGAACCUCCCAAUGAAAAUUCUAGUGCCAGUGAAGAUAGCAUUUUCGAUACGCGUGUCCAGCACCGACGGAAUAUACCCCGAUUUUUGCCAGGAAGUAAGGAAUCUAGUCAAGAAUCUGCUGAAACCUCGGAGAGUGAUGAUAGGACAGAAAAUAAGUCGGAUGAAUCUCAGGAAGAAGGUGAUGAUGCUGUCGAGGACCCUGUAAGCAGUGACCAAGAAAAAAGUUCAAUUCACGAUUUUAGGGCUAGAGCGGCUGAGUGGAUUCCUGAAGAAGAAGUUACACUAAAUCAAGAAGAAAAUGAGGUGUUGAAGUACUGCGAACACCUGCACGGAAAAUGGUACUUCAGCGAGAUCCGAGCUAUAUUCUCAAGGCGGUACCUGCUGCAGAACGUGGCCAUCGAGAUGUUCCUGGCUAGCAGAACGUCAAUAUUCUUCGCGUUCCCAGACCAGGCUACUGUGAAGAAAGUAAUCAAAGCUCUGCCGAGAGUGGGCGUCGGCAUCAAGUACGGCAUACCCCAGACCAGAAAUGAUGUGAUGAAUCAGCAUGUUCUUUAUAUUAUUAAUGUUUCUACAAUCGUUAAUGAAGUGCAAAUGGAAAUCAAACCAUAGAAAGAUCAGAAACACCCAGAUUCGAGGCGAUAUAGAAAAGGGCUUUUCCAUAUUAACCCGCACAUGAUACGUUUAACCGGCUUCAAAAAAUCCAUUAAAUAGGUGUAUCCCAAAAUUUAA
This is a messenger RNA of Diatraea saccharalis (sugarcane borer), 858 nucleotides long. Lineage: Eukaryota; Metazoa; Arthropoda; Insecta; Lepidoptera; Crambidae. The record is from the annotation of a GenBank genome assembly.